Messenger RNA from Cajanus cajan (pigeon pea), 1106 nucleotides. The record is from RefSeq and is a predicted model, not a curated record. Lineage: Eukaryota; Viridiplantae; Streptophyta; Magnoliopsida; Fabales; Fabaceae.
AAAGACAGCAGAAGUCUGGUAAGGAAAAGCCCGUGGGCAUUUGGUUAGAGUGAGAGAAGCCCUAAUCAGACAAAACCAAAAAUCCCCAAUCGUUGUGUUCCGAGCGAGAGGGAGCCAUGAGAGGCCUUGUGUGGAGCACGAAAGCGUUUGCUCGGAAGUUGCUGUUCCAUGGAAUUGGAAGGAACGCUCGUUCAUACAGUCUCGUCCCAAUGGUGAUCGAACACUCUUCCCGAGGAGAGAGGGCUUACGACAUCUUCUCGCGCCUUCUGAAGGAGCGCAUUAUCUGCAUCAACGGACCCAUCUCCGACGACACCGCUCACGUCGUCGUUGCGCAGCUCCUCUUCCUCGAAUCCGAAAACCCUUCCAAACCCAUCCACAUGUACCUCAACUCCCCCGGUGGCGCUGUCACCGCAGGGCUUGCUAUUUAUGAUACAAUGCAGUAUAUUCGAUCUCCAGUCAAUACAAUUUGUUUGGGUCAAGCUGCAUCAAUGGGUUCUCUCCUAUUGGCUGCUGGUGCCAAGGGUGAGAGGCGAGCGCUUCCAAAUGCAACGAUCAUGAUUCACCAGCCUUCUGGUGGUUAUAGUGGCCAGGCAAAGGAUAUUGCAAUUCACACCAAGCAGAUUGUUCGGGUUUGGGAUUCCUUGAAUGAGUUGUAUGCCAAGCAUACGGGCCAGUCGGUUGAGGUUAUUCAGACAAACAUGGACAGGGAUAACUUUAUGACUCCCCAGGAGGCCAAGGAGUUUGGGAUCAUUGACGAGGUUAUCGAUCAGAGACCCAUGACUUUGGUUUCUGAUGCUGUUGGCAAUGAAGGCAAAGAUAAAGGUUCGAAUUAGAACCCGAGGGAGGGUAAGAUUUCUUUGCGGAAUCCUUGCUGUAUUUAAAUGCUUUGCCUGUCACACCUUAGGUAUAAAUUGCAGCUGAUAUAAUUUUAUCAACUGAACAUAACCUUUGUCACAUUUGGUUGUUAGAUUUGUCCUUUAAACUUCAGUCUUGUGCUCCAUUGUUUUUAUUGGCAUAUUUUUUGUCGCACAGAUUUUGAACUUCAAGUACCUUUAUUUUGAAAUAGCUAAUUAUCCACAAAUAAUAUCAGAUGAUUGUUUCAGUCA